CAUAUUCAUGCUUGAUUUGCUUUCGACUAUCCGGGUUAUUAUCCAGGUUCCCUCAUCAAAUCUGUGAAACGCUCCCGACACGAGCCAUCCCAUCUUUAGAUAGAAGUUACUUGGUGUUUCCAGCGUCGACUUUCACUAAGCAAUUUCUCUCAGUGGGAUAAGGAGUGUAAUGGUAUCUUGCUAUCCUAUCACUUAACUUUUCUUUCGCUCUAUCGUACUGGCCGAGCACUAGUAUAAUUCAAAAUGAACCGCUUCAGGACCAAGAAGAAGACCAAGGAUGACACUUCGACGCCUAGGCCUUCGCAGGAUUCCGAGUCGUCUAUGCCGUUCCGGCCGUUUAGGAAAGGGAAGAAGACUCAAGAACCGGAGAAGUUCGAGAUCGAUAUCUCGUCGGCCCUACCAUCCAACGAUGACUUUCGCACGAGCUUAUUGAUGACCGGUCUCUCGGCCCGGUUCUCCAUGUUACGGGAACAGGAUGACCCGAACACCAAGAUCGGCAAGGCCAGUGAUGACAGCGUUCUCUUCCCUAAGCGACAAUCCAAGUUGGAUUUUGGGGGUUUCCGCGGUUUGGGGAAUAUCGCCGAAGUUGAAUCGAUCAGAGCCGCAGCUCCUUUCGCCAGGAAAGCCUCCUACAAUUCGGACGAUGCAGACUCGUUGAAGGCUAGCAGUGUCAUGGGACGUUCCAAACCGACCGAGGGUAACAACCUUUUUGGCGGGCGCCAGAAGAUUUAUAAGAUCCCGGUUGGUACCAACUCAUCGAAAAAUCUCGAUGGCAUGAGCGGCCGGGCGUUGUAUGACGACGACGUAGCCUUGUCCGCUUUCCAGAGGUGGAGAGCAGCAGAAAAGGAACGAAGAUCCUCUGAAGAAGGGAGGGAAGACAACGAAGAAAUGAAUUCCGGCUACGUAGAUGCAGAUCCUGUUCGUGUGGACUCGCCAGUAUUCAGUAAUUAUGACCAAAAAAGAGAAACGUCUUCGACGACAUCAUCCGUUCCAUCUUUAGCUAGGAACUCGACCGCCGCAACAUCAAUAGCAUCUUCCCAGCAGGCUCCUUCGUUAAAGGAUUGGCAGCCAUCAACUAAUUCCACCUCUACGAUAGACAGGAGUGUGACACGCACAAGAAGGCUUUACGAGUCUGGACUUCAUAACGAUCUCCACGAGCAGCAGUCUUCAGCGCUUUCCCGCAUUGACACCCUCGCGCGGCAGCGUACUUUUGGUGCGCACACGCCAGAUUUUGCUCAUAAUUCUCCAUCACCGACAACUCUUGGGUUUGCGGAUAGGUUAAGCAGCGAUAGAAAGAUUUUGGCAAAAUCCAGUGCGCCAAACCUACGAUCAUUAAGCCCCUCGGCAACUUCUUCCCCUACCGGAACCCCGGACUUAGGUGCCCGCGUGCCCAGCGCGACUGAACUACGGUCGAACUUUGGGGGAGCACCUCCGCUAAGUCCCCCGAUUAGCGAGACGGGAGACAAUUCGAUGCUUCAAAUUCAUCCCAACGAUCGAGGAAAAGCCACCGCACUUGGAGUGUUCCAGAAGCCCCUACAACCGUAUGACGAGUCUAGAUACGCCCAGCGGCAAUUGCAGCGACAACAAGGACGGGAAACACCUACGCAAGGCCCGUCUUCGAUAACUAAUAGAUCCAGCUCGUCAUCAUCCGGAACAAGAAAGGAACUGGAACCUAAGGUCUACGCACCUUCGGCGGAAACUGAAUCUACUUCAGUUGAGGCCCCAACGUCAUUUUUAUCCGAUCCUAACGACUCGGAUUGCUCUCCCGUUGCAUCACCUAAGCCAGUCACAUCUCCAAACGGCUUGUUGAGACGGCCAUCGGAUCGCGAACACCCAGCUCUUCGUGAUUCCGCCAAGUUGGCAGAAUCCGAUUCUCAAUUUGCUUUCGAAGAGAACUUAUCGGCGUCGCCCAAUUCGAAAAGCGUUUCGCCUGCGGACUCACCUACUCUUGGCCCUGCUCCAGGUGCUGGCCUAAGCGGCAUGGUGAGACAACAUUUACGAGGUGACAGCAAUGCUUCGUCAAUUUACGGCAUGGCUCCUGGCACGUCGGGUCUAGAAUCACGUUUUCCCAACGUCCCAGAGAACGGGCAAGAAUCGAGAGCGAACGUGAACUCGUGGGGUUUACCUGAGUCGGGCCGAGAUUGGACAUUAGAUUUGGAUGUCAAUGAGCCAAUGAUGGAUGUACAAUCCCGAUCAUCCAAGGUAUCUACCAUCGCAGAAUUUGCGGUUGAAAACACCAGCACCGUUGCCCGCGACGAUGGGGACGAAUUUGCCAGUCAGUUGGCAGAUAGGGCACGCCGCGUACGUGAACGGCUGACUAGCUUUGUCGAAGCUGACAGCCGUUCUACCUCGCCUCGUCGGUCGGAAGAGCCGGCAGAUGGGAAGGAUAGUCUAGGUUCUCUGCGGCUAAAGAGUAGCCGGGGGUCGUUAGCCGACCGCGGUCGGGACUCACCUAAGGCUAUGAAGAUGCUUGGUCUUGGAGCUUCAAAUAGCCCAGGGCGAGAGCCUAGUGAUUCAGAGCAGCAACCUGCAGACAAUGAUACCCACGCUGGACUUCGAGCAUUUAUGCAAGCGAAGCGUGAAUUACAAAAGCUGAAGGAAGCGGACUUGGAGGGUAGACAUCAAACACAAACUCCGGAUCUGGCCCUAAACACGGACUCCCAACGGUCUACACCAUCAAGACAGCAUACUCCUGGUCCACGAUCUCCUGAGCGAGAACGAAAGCCACCGCCGGUAUUUUACCAGCAGCGGAAAUUUAGCGAAGAUCGAAGAGAAGCUCCAACUCUUGGAUCCAAAGGACAGUUCAAGACCGACCGUGAUCGGAGUGGCUCUGACUCCAGCAAUGACGGACGAUCAAAUACACGGCCCAUGCGGAAUCUUCACGUCGGCCCGAAUGGAAGCGCACCGCAUCCUCCAAUACGCUCACCGGGCCUUCCCGGUACAAAUAUUAAAGGGUCACAAAUUAUGCCACCGCAACCAUAUCCAGGAUCUAAGCACUCUAACGUUGCAGCGACCGGCAAUCUCCGCGUACAGACGUCUCGUGGUUUCGAGUCAAGUCAAGCCUCGCCUAUCUCUCCUAUGCCUUCGCCGUUUAGCCGCAACGCGCCGAAUUCUGCCGUGCUACCUUCUCCCCGCUCGGAAGCUUCUCCGAAUCGCGGCUUCGAUAAUGCCAGUCCUAUUACCAGCGACAGCACAAGGCGCAAGAUCAAAACAAAAGACAUCUCGGACCCUACAUUCGUCAUGUCAACUUCACAAGUCCCAACCGUAGCCCUGGCGGAUGCACCGCAGGCAAUAUCUCGCAGCAACAGCCGGGUCGCCCCUCCUUUACCUCCCAUCAACCCAAGACGAAGACAGGAUUUUUCGAACACUCGAGCCGUCUUCGAUAACUUGAGCCGACGUAGUGGUAAUGGCGCAGAGGUGGAAGUUCUUGACCGCAAACGCCUUCGGCCCGUGCCAUCCGAUGCUGCAGGGCCUCAAUCAAGGACCGCGAACGGUCCUCCUAUCAACGGUAGUCUUGCCGCAUCUAGAAGAGGCGCGACCGAGGGUAACAAAAGUCCUGGCAUGGGAUUGCCGGGUGGUAUGAUUUAGCUGAAAACAACACGCCCAAAUCUUUUUCUUCAGAACUUUAUUUAAUACCAAGCCAUCCACGGGGGCUACCCUUUGAGCAUUCACGAAAUAUAACGAGAUACCAAUUUUCAGAUUCUUUUAUUCCUUCGUCAUGACGUUUUCGGGCGGUUGUAUAUCUUGUAAAUUUAUGUUUGCCCUGGGCGUCACGCAUUUCUGUUUUCUUCGUGGUGGAUGAGUUUACAUAUUGCUUGCUUGUCGGGCUGGCCUCGGAGUUAAAGCGGGAAGGGGGAAAGAAAUUAUCUAAUCAGCAAAAGCAGGAAUGGAGGCGUAUAAAACGUAGCUUUGAGACACCAUCGCAAUGGAAGGUAUUUAUAUUGGUAGCAAGUCCAAGGCGUCAGAUUAGACACAUUGGCAGGGUAGCAGAUAUUAUAGCAGUCAUGUUGUAAAACAGUUAGUCUAUACAAACCAGGUGAUGGGGAGGGUCGCGAAUAUAUUUGAUAUCUAUGAGCGAUCUGAUUAUAGUUUCACGUUUGUCGAAAAUUGUAUCGUGUAUAUUACAUAAAGCCCUGGGCUUGAGUCAUCUUAAUUUGUCUGGAUAGCUUUUAUUAUCAUCUCUUUGUACACCCGUCGAAAUA
Daldinia caldariorum is the source of this 4202-nucleotide messenger RNA. RefSeq lists its product as uncharacterized. NCBI's taxonomy places the organism in Eukaryota, Fungi, Ascomycota, Sordariomycetes, Xylariales, Hypoxylaceae. Bases 244 to 3588 code for a protein of 1114 amino acids. The record is from RefSeq and is a predicted model, not a curated record. The transcript is spliced from 2 exons.